Molecule: messenger RNA, 1317 nt
Organism: Phascolarctos cinereus (koala)
Lineage: Eukaryota; Metazoa; Chordata; Mammalia; Diprotodontia; Phascolarctidae
Gene: APRT
Product: adenine phosphoribosyltransferase
Biological process (GO): adenine salvage; AMP salvage
Cellular component (GO): cytoplasm
Molecular function (GO): adenine binding; adenine phosphoribosyltransferase activity; AMP binding
Source: RefSeq, a predicted model, not a curated record
GCUGGGGAAGGGGGCGGGGCCUCCUUCCCUCUCCCCGGCCCUUUCCCGCGCCUGCGCAGUCAACGAGGAGCCGGCAUGGCAGAGUCCCAGUUGCAGCUCGUGGCCCGGCGGGUCCGGAGCUUCCCCGACUUCCCCAAGCCCGGCAUCCUAUUCCGGGACAUCACUCCUUUGCUAAAGGACCCAGAUGCCUUCAGGGCUUCUAUUGAACUUUUGGCCGAUCACUUAAAAGAAAAUCACAAGACGAAGAUUGAUUAUAUUGCUGGUUUGGAUGCUCGAGGUUUCCUGUUUGGUCCCUCUCUGGCCCAGAAGCUCGGGAUAGGGUUUGUGCUCAUUCGAAAGCAAGGGAAGCUUCCAGGGCCCACAGUGUCCUCCAGUUACUCCCUGGAAUAUGGCCAGGCACAGCUGGAGAUCCAGGAAGAUGCCCUAGAGCCCGGCCAGACGGUGGUGAUCGUGGACGACCUGAUGGCCACCGGAGGUACCAUGGGGGCAGCCUGCAAGCUGCUGCAGAGUCUGAAGGCCGAGGUGCUGGAGGGCCUGGCCGUGGUGGAGCUGAUGUCCCUGAAGGGGAGGGAGAAGCUGGCUCCUGUGCCCUUCUUCUCCCUGCUGCACUAUGACUGAGGCCAGGCUGCCGUCAGCACCUUCCCCACCAGCUGAGGCCACAGACAGGUUUUCAUUCACAGUCGGGAGAUCUGGACUUGGACCCGGGUUGCCAAGUGCCUCCCCCUGGACAGCUCUGCAGAUGGAAAUGCGAACCAGCUCAUCAUCUUGGGGGCACCUCCUCUUCAGACGAGCAGAGAGCUCCAGAGGGCCUGCCGUUCUCCCAUCUGUCCUACACGUGGCCACUCACCCCCCUCACCUGAGGAGGGCAGCAGGUGCCAUUUUGGCCCCUUUGUGCCCCACCACCAGCUGUGUGCCACUUGUCACUCCUGACUCCCCCCACCUCCCUGCUUGGAGGGUACAGAUCAGCUCCCAGAGAAGGGCUCUGCUUUCUAGAGGGCACACCUGGGCAGUGCCUCACCUGCUUCCACAGCCAAGGAUACUCUUCUCCCUUAAGUUGGUGCGAAUGGAAAGUUGCCUUUGUGGUUUAGAAUCUGGCAUACAGUUGAGUGGGUUAGUUUCCUGGCCAACCAACUCAAGUGUACUUGACAGGUAGCAGGCCUCUGACCUGUACUGGUCGUGUAACCUCAACCUCUCUGCCCCAGGUUGAGUGAUAUCUCUAGAGGAGAGUUCUUGACCCAGAUGGAGUAUGGUGGGGGCAUGGGCUGUGGGGCAUCAUCUCCGACUGUAAUACAGUAAAAGCCGUACUUACUUUCCAGA